Pistacia vera is the source of this 1773-nucleotide messenger RNA. Its product is annotated as bifunctional nuclease 2-like. The record is from RefSeq and is a predicted model, not a curated record. The transcript has 11 exons. The coding region runs from base 449 to 1441 and encodes 330 amino acids. Gene Ontology annotation, cellular component: nucleus; VCB complex. Gene Ontology annotation, biological process: protein ubiquitination. Gene Ontology annotation, molecular function: nuclease activity. NCBI's taxonomy places the organism in Eukaryota, Viridiplantae, Streptophyta, Magnoliopsida, Sapindales, Anacardiaceae.
GCAAGUGUACUUUGUUUAUGUUAAUAGAAAGGGCAACUCUUAAGAAAAAGAAUCUCUUAUCUUCGUUUCGCUUCUUCCUCUCAUUCGUUUUAUCUGAUCCCUGUUGUCGGUUACUGUAAUCCGAGAAUUGCUCAUUUGCUUACAUCACAAGCUACUUCUAUAUACUUUCUCAAUUCAAUUUACAAUCACUUCUUUUUUCGUUUCAGAUCCUUACCUAUUUUUCGAUCUUUUACACUUCCAUUUAGGAUUAUUUUUUUGAUUCUGAGAAUAUCUGCGGAUAAAUUCGUGAGAAUCAACUGAAGCUUCUAUUAUGUUUAAGCUGUGAUCGGUGAUUGAAUAAGUUAUUUGUUUGUUGAUCGGUGUGAGAUUGUGAUUUGGUGGCUUUCAGGAUAUGAUCAAUUUGUUUAGUUUUUAUUGAUUUUGGCUAGGACUUUGAGGACUUAAGAAAAUGGGAUCAUUACAAGGACCUGUUAUCUGCCCUGUUGUUCGUGCCAAACAAGCAGGACUUUACACUUUGCCUGUCAAUGGUCCUUUGAUGAAAACUAGAAUUUUUAGAAAUGAGUUUUGGGGAUUCAACGGAUUCAGUGGUAGCAAGACCAAGGUGAGUGUUUUUAGUCGGCAACUAAAGGCGCAGAAGUGCAAAACCGUGCAGUGUAGUUUCAGUUCUUCCUCGAAUGGUAAUGGAAGCAUGGCUGAGAACUUCAAUGAAAACGAUGAAGAUUAUGUCAACUCUAGUAUCGUUGAAGCUGUUGAGGUGAGGAGUGGAGCAGAUGGUUUUAUGAUCAAAAUGAGGGAUGGUCGGCACUUAAGAUGUGUCCAUAACAACCCUCAGGGUGGACAUCUACCAGACUAUGCUCCUCAUCCUGCAAUUGUAUUGAAGAUGGAAGAUGGGACUGGUCUUCUUCUCCCAAUAAUUGUUUUAGAGAUGCCAAGUGUGUUGCUCAUGGCAGCAAUUCGCAAUGUACAAAUUGCUAGGCCAACUCUGUAUACAGUGGUUAAGGAGAUGAUUGACAAGAUGGGCUACGAAGUAAAACUUGUUAGAGUUACCAAGAGAGUGCAUGAAGCAUAUUUUGCACAGUUAUACCUCACAAAGGUAGGUGAUGAGACACAGAGUGUCAGCUUUGAUCUUCGACCUUCAGAUGCCAUCAACAUUGCCGUGAGAUGCAAGGUUCCAAUACAAGUAAACAAGUACUUGGCAUAUAGUGACGGAAUGAGGAUUGUUGAAUCUGGCAAACUGUUAACACAGUCCCCUGCUUCAGAUGGUUUAUUAUUUACUGAACUGGAUAGGCCUAGUGGUCAGCCUUGUCUUGAUACAACGGAGUUUAAUCUUGUGCGCAACAUGUUGAUAGCUGCUGUUGAGGAGCGUUAUAGAGAUGCAGCACAAUGGAAAGACAAGCUUGGUCAACUUCGUGCUAAAAGGAACUUGAGGAAAUUUACAUGACAGAUGCUUCUAGAGAAUUUAACUUGUAAAUAGAAAACAUUGUUGGAAGCUGAAUGAGAUCGGUCACAUACAGCUUAAAUUAGUCAUGUAUCUAUCUCUUUCCACCAAUAUGUAUGUAGUACGUUGUGAAUAUAUAUGUAUAGAUAAACAUCCCGCCAGUUGUAAUGUUGAAGUACUUGACAUCAGUUCUGCUUAUUAUUCAAGCUGCUUAUGCAACAGCUUAUUGGCUGUUCUUUCAGCAAGGUGUUUCCUGUCUAAUUUUCACUGUGUUUUACUUGACAAGCAGGUGUACCAGACUGUGAUUUCUGCUUAAUUCAUGAUUGUUUAAUAUA